Molecule: messenger RNA, 3376 nt
Organism: Mycena citricolor
Lineage: Eukaryota; Fungi; Basidiomycota; Agaricomycetes; Agaricales; Mycenaceae
Source: the annotation of a GenBank genome assembly
UACAUGGCAUUGAGAAGUGUAUUGUCGUUGAAAAUGGCUCUGAAUUCAUGAGUGACACAGACAACGGGGCUCGCUAGAGCAUUACAUCCAUUAUGCUCAAUUAUCAUAGUCUUGGAUGUCGUGAGCAAGAGAUGUGUUGAGACAAGUCUCAGAUGAUGUUUGCAUAUGUACCAUGUACAAGUACCGGAUGAAUGUAUUGAAGAAAUGAACGCCUCCGCUCCGGCUUGAAAUCAUGACCUUGAUGACGUCACGUGUCACCUAUGCAGUUUUUCCCAGAAUCGCGCAUUCGAUCAGAUUAACUCGCGUUUUUGCUCUCAACCAGUUGUCCUUGAAACAUCCUUUGACACACAGAGGUCAAUAGGGAGGCACUAGUUACCCACUAAUCCAACCUUCACCAUCAACGAAAAUUAGCAAUGGGUGCAAGCCGCGCUGACAAGGAACUCUAUUUCGAAAAGCUCAAGGAGCUUUUGGCUAAAUACCCCUCUAUCUUCAUCGUCAACGUUGACAAUGUGGGCUCGAACCAGAUGCAUCAGAUCCGUGUUGCCCUCCGCGGCAAGGGUGUCGUCCUGAUGGGCAAGAACACCAUGGUCCGCCGUGCUCUCCGCACCAUCCUCGCCGACAGCCCCCAGUUCGAGCGUCUUCUUCCCCACGUCAAGGGGAACAUUGGCUUCGUUUUCACUUCUGGCGACUUGAAGGAGAUUCGUGAAGUUAUCGUUGCCAACAAGGUCGCCGCUCCUGCUCGUGCUGGUGCCUACGCUCCUAUGGACGUCACUGUCCCUGCCGGAAACACUGGUAUGGAACCCGGAAAGACCUCCUUCUUCCAGGCCCUCGGUAUCCCCACCAAGAUCGCCCGUGGUACCAUCGAAAUCGUGUCCGAUGUCAAGGUCGUCGUUGCUGGCUCGCGUGUCGGAACUUCCGAGGCCACUCUCCUCAACAUGUUGAACAUCUCUCCGUUCACGUACGGUAUGACUGUCGUCCAGAUCUUCGACGGCGGAAAUGUGUUCGCGCCGGAGGUCCUUGACAUCGACGAGUCGGUCCUCAUUGACCGCUUCAUGAGUGGUAUUAAGACCAUCGCUUGCAUCUCGCUCGCGCUCUCCUACCCGACCAUCGUCUCUGUCUCGCACAGCUUGGUCAACGCGUACAAGAAUCUCCUGGCAAUUUCUCUGGCCACGGAGUACACCUUCGAAGGUGCCGAGAAGGUUAAGGAGUAUCUCGCCAAUCCCGAGGCCUUUGCCGUUGCCGAAGCUGCCCCCACUUCAUCGUCGGCGCCGGCUGCUGCCGAGACCAAGGCUGAGGAGAAGCCCGCUGCCGAGGAAGAAGAGUCUGACGAGGACAUGGGCUUCGGUCUCUUCGACUAAGGGUGCAAUGUAGUAGUCGACGUGUAUCUUUCUUCGAACGCCAAAAGCCAUCUUUGAAUUUCGAACGUCGGGUCUUCCUGUAAGCGAGGAUACUCCGAGCCAUGAUCGAUUUUGUUGGGAGCCCGAUUAGGCGACGUCGAUGACUUCAUCUGCUCGUAGUGUUACUUUCAGGUUACAACGUUCACAUAUCGUUCCGUCAGGAUCCGAUAAUCCUCCCUUCUCACACUCUAACCUCUGCGCUAUUUAAGCAUCCUCUUGUCAGCGAGCAUGGAGCCGUCUUCUCCCCGGUCGCCGUCCCCAGACAUGUUCGGAAAUGGCGCACAUCUCAUCGUUGUCUCCAAUCGACUGCCCGUUACGAUAACCAAAGAUGCGGCGGGCGAAUACCACUUCAAAAUGUCCUCCGGCGGACUAGUGUCGGCGCUCUCCGGCUUCAAGAAGUCCCUCAGCUUCACCUGGAUCGGAUGGCCUGGGUUUUACAUCCCACUGAAAGAUCGACCGCUCGUCGAUAAGCGGCUUAUGGAGGAGUACUCCUGCCAGGCUGUGUACCUAGACGACGAAGUCGCCGACCGGCAUUAUAACGGCUUCUCCAACUCCAUACUAUGGCCGCUCUUCCACUACCACCCGGGCGAGAUGAACUUUGACGAGGAGAACUGGCUCGCGUACCGCCAGGCGAAUCUCCAGUUCGCAGAGGUGGUGCGCACGCAGAUCACCCCGGGUGCGAUGGUGUGGGUGCAAGACUACCACCUCAUGCUUCUGCCCAUGAUUCUUCGGCGAUUAUUGGACGGGGCUGACCUGAGCGCGGAUUCGACGGCCCGCGAAUUGGCGAACAUCACAGAGGGAAUAUCCAUCGACGACACGUCGGCGAAGCCCUCACCCAGCGUCCCUGGCGUGAAGAUCGGCUUCUUCCUGCACACCCCGUUCCCCAGCAGCGAAAUCUACCGGAUCCUUCCGGUUCGACGCGAGAUUCUGCUCGGUAUUCUGUACUGCGAUCUCAUCGGCUUCCACACGUACGAUUAUGCUCGGCACUUCUUAUCGUCCUGCACGCGCAUUCUUGCUCUCCCCACUAUGCCGAAUGGAGUCGAGUUCGAGGGGCGACUGGCUCAUGUGGGCACCUUCCCGAUUGGGAUUGAGCCAAAUUCGUUCAUUGAGAACCUGCAAAAGGAGGGUGUCAAGUCCCGGAUACGACAACUUGAAUCUCGGUUCAGCGGUGUCAAGGUCAUCGUCGGCGUGGACCGGCUGGACUACAUCAAAGGGGUGCCCCAGAAACUGCAUGCGCUGGAGCUGUUCCUGACCCAGCAUCCGGAGUGGAUCGGCAAGGUGGUGCUCGUGCAACUUGCUGUGCCUUCGCGGCAAGAUGUCGAGGAGUACCAGAACCUGCGAUCGACUGUAAACGAGCUCGUCGGCCGGAUCAACGGGCGGUUCGGGACAGUCGAAUUUAUGCCGAUCCAUUUCAUGCACAAAAGCCUGGCGUUCGACGAGUUGUGUGCGCUGUAUGCCGUGAGCGACGUCUGCCUGGUGUCGAGCACACGUGAUGGAAUGAACUUGGUCUCCUACGAGUACAUCGCCUGCCAGCAGGCCCGACAGGGUGUCAUGAUCCUCUCCGAGUUCGCCGGCGCUGCGCAGAGUCUCAACGGAUCGCUCAUCGUGAAUCCCUGGGACUCGCAGCAAGUCGCAGAUGCCAUCCACGAAGCCGUGACGAUGGACGCAGCCACGCGAGCCGAGAACCACCGCAAGUUGUUCAAAUACGUCAACAAGUAUAGCGCCGCGUUCUGGGGAAGCAGUUUCAUCAAGGAGAUGGGGCGCAUCGAGGUCGGUGAUCUCGAGAAUGAUGGCCAGGUGGCUCAUCUGAGUGCCCGCGGUGAUGCCAUCGGCGCCGGCAGCGACAUCGUAGCUGGUUCGGUGGUCAAUACACCCGUUGCCGUGUGAGCCGAAGUUUAGAUAGAGAAAUGUAUUAUCUGUAACUAUGGACCAUGUACAUCUGGGCCUAUGGGGAGUAUAAACGAAUUUUUCCGGGUUGC